Pelmatolapia mariae (spotted tilapia) is the source of this 2160-nucleotide messenger RNA. RefSeq names its product branched chain amino-acid transaminase 1, cytosolic (gene bcat1). Gene Ontology annotation, cellular component: mitochondrion. Gene Ontology annotation, biological process: L-leucine biosynthetic process; L-valine biosynthetic process. Lineage: Eukaryota; Metazoa; Chordata; Actinopteri; Cichliformes; Cichlidae. The transcript has 10 exons. Bases 16 to 1353 code for a protein of 445 amino acids. Gene Ontology annotation, molecular function: branched-chain-amino-acid:2-oxoglutarate transaminase activity. The record is from RefSeq and is a predicted model, not a curated record.
CAGUACAACUCAGUUAUGGGACUGGUUUCAGUUCGAGAGAUUAAGUGUAAGCGGUUUAGUAAGUACAACUUGGAGGUCCAGUGCGGGCUUCACUGCCAUCACAGCGACCUCAGGUCUGACGUCUCCUCUCUGAAGGGACACAUCUGCGUGCGAGCCACCACCCCAAUGGCUGACGACAGUACUCAAAGCUUCAAGGCAGUUGACCUGGUUGUUCAGCUUUCCCCUGCUCUAAAAACCAAGCCACAUGUGGUUGACUUUGGGACUGUCUUCACUGACCACAUGCUGACCGUCGAGUGGAGCGUGACUGAGGGCUGGCAAGCCCCGUUCAUCAGGCCGUUCACAAACCUUUCCCUCCACCCAGCCUGUUCCUCACUACAUUAUGGCAUUCAGCUGUUUGAAGGCUUCAAGGUAUACCGCGGAGAUGACAGCCGACUGCGUCUCUUCCGACCGAUGCUCAACAUGAGCCGCAUGGCUAACUCUGCCAAGAGAGCUUGUCUGCCUGCCUUUGAUCAGACAGAGUUGCUGGAGUGUAUCAGGAGAUUGGUAGAGAUUGACCAGGACUGGGUUCCUCAAUCAGACUCAGCGAGUCUGUACAUAAGGCCAACAUUUAUUAGCACUGAGGUGAGGAGGAUGGUGACGUUCUUGUGGGGCGAAUGUUUUCUAAAACUGAAAAACAAUUUAAUUUCCUUAAUGUGUUUAUGGCAGCCUUCUCUGGGCGUAAAGCGGCCUGGCCGUGCCUUGCUGUAUGUGAUCUUGUGUCAAGCUGGCUCUUAUUUCAACUCUGAGGCAGAUGCCAUCUCCCUGUGGGCUGACCCAAAAUACACACGGGCCUGGAAAGGAGGAACUGGAGACUGCAAGAUGGGAGGGAACUAUGGAUGCUCCCUGUUUGCCCAGUACGAAGCAGAUGAUUACGGGUGUCAGCAGGUGCUCUGGCUGUAUGGACAGGACCACCAGAUAACUGAGGCAGGAACUAUGAAUAUUUUCCUGCACUGGAUCAAUCAGGAUGGAGAGGAGGAGCUUGCAACUCCACCUCUGGAUGGCAUCAUUCUCCCAGGCAUUACUCGACGGAGCAUCCUAGAACUAACCAGGAAAUGGGGUGAGUUUAAAGUGACAGAGCGCUACCUCACCAUGAGCCAGCUAUGCUCUGCUCUCAAACAGCAGCAGGUCAAAGAGAUGUUUGGCAGCGGGACUGCCUGCAUGAUCUGCCCUAUUGGACACAUUGUCUACCUGGGAGAGAACUUGCAUAUCCCCUGUCGAGAUAAGCAGUCAGUGAAGCUGACAUCACGGCUCACAAAAGAACUCACGGAUAUACAGUACGGACGCACACCUAGUGACUGGACUUUCAUGGUGUAGCAGUGUCAAAGGAGCCUGGACACAGUGAAGCAAUGUAAAGUAUGUGCAAUAUUUGGAAUCUAACUGCAAUAUAAGUGACUCCUUUACUUAGGUUUACACUUAAAUUUAACACAAACACAGAACUGUCCAAAGUAGUUAAUAAAGUAGGAUAACGUCUCAUGCAAUGCUGCACAAUAACUUACAUUAUCCCCGCCAUGAGGACUUGCUCUGUAACUUCUUUCCAGCAUCCCAGCGUUAAUAAGUUUCACAUGACUGCGUAAGAAUUUCAAAGUUGCUACAAAAUGGCUUGAACUCGUGGGGUCUAAAAUAAAAACACGAACUUAAAAGUCAAUGUCUGUCAAGGAUGCUGAUGUUUUAAACAAAUUAAAGUUGUGUUGGAAGUAAAAUUUUCAUUUUCUGUAUGAUGAACCAGGAGGGUGAACAGAAACAGAACAGAAACAAAGGUGUCUUCCCUGACUGGUUGGUUAGUGUUGCUUAUUGAAACUGGUUGUAAAAAGGUAUACAGUGUGGUAUGAAAAACUUACUUUGGUCACUAGCAGAUAGCUUUGACAUUACAGGGUGCAGAAACAUCUUUUUCCAUUCAGGUGAUGAACUGCAUCAAGGCCUCUUUAAGAAAAUGAAGAAAUACUACCAAAAAGCACCCUACAGGCCUUUCAUUGGUCAUUAGCAGGCCUGCAGUGCGUAUUUUUAUGAUCAUGUAUAAAAACACGGACAUGUAUGUUAAUUGUGAUAUUUUUCUUUUUAUCUUCAUUAUAUUAUUGAAUAAAACAAACAGUGAUGAAUAACAGCCUCUCUGUAAGAAUGAAU